This is a messenger RNA of Seriola aureovittata, 7216 nucleotides long. It is a transcript of the gene cmip, whose product is annotated as c-Maf inducing protein. The record is from RefSeq and is a predicted model, not a curated record. The transcript is spliced from 21 exons. The coding region runs from base 585 to 3029 and encodes 814 amino acids. Gene Ontology annotation, cellular component: nucleoplasm; cytosol. NCBI's taxonomy places the organism in Eukaryota, Metazoa, Chordata, Actinopteri, Carangiformes, Carangidae.
UUGUACACCAAGAUAGGGGAAAAGACUGAAUAAAAGGAAACCGUGCCAGUGAGCUCGUAAUGACCACAAAACCCCACGGAGGAGCCUAGGGCCGCCGCCAUUGGAUAUUUGGGCCGUUUUCUCCUCAUUCCCCUGCCUUCCUCGCUGUGGAUUAUUUCUUGUUUGGCAUCGGGGCGGACGGAAUGGAUAAGGCCAUGGCCCUAACAUAUUGAAUAGCUCGUUGGUGGUGGAGGGGAGGCGAGACGCGCACCGUGGAGACAAUUCAUGGGGCAUUGUGCGGGUAGGAAAAUGGUGGAUUAUUUGCACUGUAUCAUAAAAACCUUACCCGGCCUGGAUUCCCUGCCAUAAGACACUGUUUGGUGGCAUUUGUGCGCCUGUCUCGGCCUUGUCUACGGUAACUGAGGUCGUGUUAUAGCGGUUGGUCGGUAGGUAGGUUCCCCCCUACAGCUCGAUCCGAACGACCUUAUACAUUUCUAUUCUUUAUAUAGCCUACAUGUAGGAUUCUUGCAUCGCUGCGACGCGUUCACCCCCUCCCCUCUCUGAUACUAACAUUUGGAAACAAUAAACUGUUGGAUUACUGAACUAUGGAUUUCAACAGCGGCAGCGGCGGCGGCGGAGGAAACGAACUGCACAACAACCAGUUUUAUCAGUGCGAGGAGAACAAGCCUCUGCUGGGAGAGAUGUCGGAGGGCAAUAAUAACACCAAGCUGGGCGCAGGGCCGUGCAAGAGGUCCCUGCACCACUGCAGCAGCAGCGGGAUGCGAUACAAGCUGCUCCACGAGGGGGACAUCCAGGUGUGCGUGGUGAAGCACCCCCGCACCUUCCUCAGCAAGAUCCUCACCUCCAAGUUCCUGCGGAGGUGGGAGCCGCACCACCUCACGCUCACAGACAGCAGCCUGACCUCGGCCACCCCCACCGGUUACAUGGAGACGUCAUUGUCGUACAGCUCCAUAGAAGACCUGCAGCUCCUCUCAUGGGACAAUGCUCCAAAGUACUGUGUCCAGCUGAGCUUCCCUGGUGGCACCGUCCUGCUGCAGGCUGCAAACAGCUACUUGAGAGACCAGUGGUUUCACUCCCUGCAGUGGAAGAAAAAGAUCUACAAGUACCGUAAGGUCCUGAACAACCCGAGCCGCUGGGACGUGGUGCUGAAGGAGAUCAGAGCGCUGGUGGACAUGGCUCUGACCUCACCGCUGCAGGACGAGUCCAUCCAUCAGGCCCCGCUGCACAUCAUCUCCACCCUGCUGGCUGAGAACUCUAAUCUAAGCACUCAGGAUCAUGAGAACAUCAUUGUGGCCAUUGCUCCUCUGCUGGAAAACAACCACCCGCCACCUGACCUGUGUGAGUUCUUCUGUAAGCACUGUCGGGAGCGACCGCGUUCAAUGGUCGUGAUUGAAGUGUUCACUCCCGUGGUCCAGAGAAUCCUCAAACAUAACAUGGAUUUUGGGAAGUGCCCUCGACUGCGUCUCUUCACUCAGGAGUACAUCCUGGCUCUCAAUGAGCUGAACGCCGGGAUGGAGGUCGUCAAAAAGUUUGUCCACAGCAUGCACGGGCCGACAGGGCAGUGCCCUCACCCACGUGUCCUGCCAAACCUGGUGGCAGUGUGCCUCGCCGCCAUUUAUUCCUGUUAUGAGGAGUUCAUCAACAGUCGGGACAACUCCCCCAGCCUGAAGGAGAUCAGAAACGGUUGCCAGCAACAGAACGACCGCAAACCCCCGAUGCCACUGCGCCUGCUGCGCCCCGAGCCUCCUACGCCACCUCCUGCCACCCUCCUGCCCCUCUCCACCAGCCCCAGUCCUCCUCAGCCGCUUCCCCCCGCCCCACUAAACCCGACUCCGUCCAUCCCCAUCUCCUCCCCGACACCUUCCCUGCCCCUCUCCCCUCCUCCAUCCGUCGUCAAUUCCAGCGAGAUCCUGGUGGAGCUGGAGCGAAACAACUCGGCCAACACCAGGCGGAAGGGCGGGCCGUCAGGGGGCGACAGCGAACCCAACCUCAUCGACUGUCUGCUGGUCAGCCCGGCCGUCAACACCCUGUCCAUCCAGCUGCCGGCGCAGGCGGACCGGGUGCUGGGCUGCUUCGCUCUCAUCCUCAAGAUGCUGUCAGACUAUGAUGACUGGAGACCUGCUCUGGCCAGCCUACUGCAGCCCAUCCCCUUUCCUAAAGAGGCCCUCGCACACGCCAAAUUCACAAAGGAACUGAAAUAUGUUAUUCAAAGGUUUGCGGAGGACCCAAGGCAGGAGGUCCAUUCCUGCCUCCUCAGUGUGCGCUCAGGUAAAGACGGCUGGUUCCAGCUCUACAGUCCCGGAGGUGUGGCCUGUGAUGACGACGGAGAGCUGUUUGCCAGUAUGGUUCACAUCCUGAUGGGCUCGUGCUAUAAGACCAAGAAGUUCCUCCUCUCUCUGGCUGAGAACAAGCUGGGGCCCUGCAUGCUGCUGGCCCUGCGUGGAAACCAGACCAUGGUGGAGAUCCUGUGUCUGAUGCUGGAGUACAACAUCAUUGACAACAAAGACACUCAGCUUCAGAUCAUCUCCACCCUGGAGAGCACCCAGGUGGGGCUCCGCAUGUACGAGCAGCUCUGCGACCGACAGAGAGAACUCAAAGAGCUGCAAAGAAAAGGAGGCCCCACCCGACUGACUCUGCCCUCAAAGUCCACGGAUGCAGACCUGGCCCGCCUGUUGAGUUCAGGUUCUUUUGGGAAUUUGGAGAACCUGAGCUUGGCCUUCACCAACGUCACCAGUGCCUGUGCCGAGCAGCUCAUCAAGCUGCCGUCGCUCAAACAGCUCAACCUCUGGUCCACACAGUUUGGGGACGCGGGGUUGAGGUUGCUGUCUGAGCAUCUGGCCUGUCUUCAGGUUCUGAACCUGUGUGAGACUCCAGUCACUGAUGCUGGUCUGCUGGCUCUCAGCUCCAUGAAGAGUCUGUGCAGUCUGAACAUGAACAGCACCAAGCUCACAGCUGACACGUAUGAGGACCUCAAGGCCAAACUGCCCAACUUGAAAGACGUCGACGUUCGGUACACAGAGGCCUGGUGAUCAACCACACUCGCACACCCCUCACGUAUAACCAGACACACACAUAAACAUACGCACACAUCGCACACAGGCUCAGAUACAUAACAUGAAAAUUGUGAGGUGAUGUCAUCUCCAUCAUCACCAUCAUUAGACGAGGAACUCUGACAUCACCCCCGGUGUGAGGAUCACCCGAUGUAACCAGAAGAGCUCCGACAAAUUUUUAACGUCGGAGGAGAGGGAGGAGGAGGAGCCUUUGUCGGCUUCAGACAUCAUCACCAACCCCUGUAGUGAUGUCAUCACCAGGAAGGAACUGUGUAGCGAGUGUCAGCAUCGCUUUUUUCUAAGUGAAAUUAUGGACCUCAUCGCUCCCCUUACUUCUGUCACCGAUGUUCCAAGGAUCUUGUUUUUAUUGAUAUGAUCAGAGGACAUGCAAGGACCCACUAUAUUCUGGCUAUACUGGGACCCUCUCCGCCUUUAUCCUUUGCCCUGUCUUUCAUAUCUGGUCUCUCAGUUUCCAUAUUCAGUCUAAAUCCAGCUCUCCAGCCGUCGCCCUCCCACCUCUGUGUGUCCGUGUCAUAAGGAGACCCUGAAUCAACCCCCUCCCCCCCCAGAGCCUUCCCCUCUUUUUCUCUCCCCUGCCCCUCAUGCGACGAAGGCUGGAUACAGCAGGUCACGUUCCAGUUCUUCUCCGAUCUUCUCCAUGAUGUAGCUCUCCAAACAGACGCGUCGAACUGUUGAACACGUCAGUCCUCACUCUUGUGCUCUUUCAGUUUUUAGGGUCCGAUUCCGGCUUUUUAAAAGUCUUUCAUUGGGAAAAUGAGGUGCUACCUCCGAGAAAAAGAAGAGUUGCAAGACUGUGCCUAUUCCUCAUAUACAACACGUUCACACACGAAAAGAAAAAAAAAAGUUUUUAUCAACUUGAAUGAACAUAUUUUUCCAGACAUCUGUGCUUUCAUAUAUUGUGUGUUUCUAUAUAAAACAUGAAGAUAACCCCCAGUGCUGACAUUUCAGAAACCUUUCGGGAGCCUGUAGGAAAGUUCAACAACGAUGGCGACAUUUGUUCCUUUUUCAUUUGUUUUCAGUGUACAUACUGAUGAUCUCCCAUUACUAUUUAAUCGGACAGUUGUGUAGCAGUAGUGGGUGGUCUGGGACUGCCUCGUAUUUAUAAGUUGUGUCUUUAAAGCCUAAUUUACUCUGUCUCUCCUGGAUUUUGUCCUGACUAAUGAAGUACACAUGCAGGCCCUGUUGUUUUGCAACAUAUAACACGAGAAGCCAACGGAGAGGGAACCCAGACAUGGAUCUCUCUGCACCAUGCCAUGGUGGUAACGUAACACCUGUAGAUUGGACUGCGGUAAAUCUAAAAGUGGACCUUUAAAACGAGACCCAUCACCAGCUGAGAGUUGUAUAUUUUCAUAUCCUCUGCUAUUUUUUUGGCUCUUUUGUACAGACGGUUGAAUUGAAGACGGUUUUGAAAAGAAGAACGGACACUUGCCAAACAUCUUCUCAUCAGAUUUUGUCUUUGUUUUGUGCACUUGUUUCAUCAAGCCAACAUGCGCAUUGGUUUUUAGGGACUGACUGGUGUAGGCGGAGCCUGUUGUAACCUGCCUGUGGAGAGACGCUGACACCGCCUGUGUUCACGUCUCUGCCCCCCCGUGCUGAGGAUGAAGGAUCACAGUGCCUGUAGUGGAGCUGUGGGCUGCCUAUUGUUGUCUUUUUAUCUUUUUGUCAGACCUCCUGUUUUAAAUUGUUCUGCUGUAAUGAUAUUACGCCAUACGUGGGUGACAUUUUUAGGCUGUGUGGAUACAUAAUUCUCAUCAGAGGAUGAGGCAAAAUUAUUGUACAUAUUCUGUCACAAUGGGCUAAAAGGGACAAGCGUUUGGAAAAAGGCACCUUCGGCCAUAUCUGCCCAUCUACAUUCCCUCAAAGUGUUGCCAGUUUAUUGUGGCAACAUUUCACACGGUGUGGUAACUGCCCUGACACUGCAACUAUGUCAGAAUUUCUUUCCUCUCUGUUUGUGGUUUGGGUUGAUUUGUCCUGUGUCGGUGGCCCUCAGAAAACACAGGACAAGUCAGAUUUCCACCUUUGUUCCGGUCAGCCUCGCUCUGACUGCAUCCAUCCAUUUUAUUUAUUUGUGUCGACCUCCAGAAUCCUCCAGAUGUUUGUUGAAUCAAGGCAGAGGCUGCAGCAGAAGACAGGAUGCCGUCCACUAUAAGAUGCUUUGUUUCCUAUUUAUUGAGUGCCAUGACAGUUUUCUGUUUGGCCCGUAGACUCGGUUUGUGUACGGCCAUCUUUGGGUCUGGCUUUAGGACCUUGUGCUCUCUUUCAUAUCCUGUAUGAUGUAUAUACCAGUGUAUAUAGUCGUCUCCUCGUUUCUUCUCUUUGAACCAUUUUUAAAUCCUUCCCCUUUUUCUUAUUCUUCAUCCCUUUUCCGGAUUUUUCUCGGCCUCCCGUCAUCGGCAGGCCGCUGUUGCCUUCAUCUUAAUGUGUGUGGUUGUUUUUUUUUCACACAAAGUGCACUGUAAUCUAAAAAAUGAUGUUUUCAAUGCAUAAUAUCUUUUAAGUUUCCGACAUCUUUUAUUUGAUUACUUUAAUCAAACAUUUGUUUCCUGUGUUCUUGUUGUUUCGUUUUUUUUUUUUUUGCAUGUACAUGUUGCUGCGUCAUCUGGUAUUUUUAUUUUGUAAUUUUGUUUUAUAAAAAGUUUGAAAUAUAAUAAAGGGUCUGAUCACUAUCUCACUGAGGUUAAGGACUGAAAUGGAGAGAGGCCAUCCAACUGUUUUCUGAUUGGUUGUUGCCAGGAUCUACCCAUGAGUCUUGACACAGCGUGUUCGUUGAGGCAUUUAGGGUUUGAUUGAUACUGAUUUUUUUUUUUUUUUUUUUUUAAAGCCAAUACCGAUACUGGUACUUUUAGACUGAAGCUGCCUCAAGCUGAGAUUUCAUUAUUUAAGUUUUCAUAUCAAAAAAUGCUAACAUUUCUUGUUUAUCCAAGAAUUUUGUUCUAAUCCUGCCACAUCAUCAUAUCAGAGGUGUACCGUGCUCAUCAUCAUUUUAAAAGUUGACUUUAAAGAAGGUUUUGUUUUAUACCUGAUGUUUUUUUUUAGUCUGAAGGUCUUAAAGGAAUAGUUCUGAUAUAUUCUGAAUAGUUUUGAUAAGUUAGAUGAGAAGACUGAUAAUAACGUCAUGUCUGUCCAGUUAAUGUGAAGCUGCAGCUGGUGCAGGAGCAGCUUAACUUAACGCAAAGACUGGAAACAGCUAGCCUGGCAUAUUAUAUUAUACAAAAAGUAAAGUGGAAAAAGUCUCUGCUGGUUGCCUGGCAACCUCACAGUGACAACAAGACUCCAAGAAGUCAUGGCACCCAGCAAAGGACUAGUCCAGCACAUAAACCCCCUAAAACCACAAGGUGUUGUUCUUACAUCAGAUUUUCUUAUGUGUGGACGGAGCCAGGCCGGCUGCUUGCUUCAUGUUAAGCUAAGCUGACUGGCUGCUAACGCUCAGACAUGAGAGUGGCAUCCGUCUUCUCAUUUAAAGCAAACAAAAUGUCAAACUUUUCCUUUAAACAAAGUCUUGGGAAAAUCCUGUCACUGAGGUCGUCCCACAGGUUUUAGGCCUUGAUGAGCUGCCACUCGUCCAAACUGUGAGUGUGGGGACCAGCCUGUUGAGGUUAUAAUGGAGGGUUUUUUUUAUUACUGUAGAACAUCUGAUGGUUGAAUAGAAACACCUCUUCUGUUCUGUCAUGUCUCCGUAUCCUGUGGAGCUCACUGUGCUUUGCUUUCCGUUCCCAUCCUGAUUCCUCCCUCUUGUCUUUUAUCUCUGAUGUGUUUUUUUUUGUUUUUUUUAUUCUACACAAACUGUAAGAGUUUCUACCAUGUCCAAGUUGUGUACGACUGUGCUCAUAUCUUUUGGACAAACACGGUCAGAUGUGGCACAGCCCGACAAAUCUGACAGACUGGAAAAAAAACAACUCUAUUUCCCAUGAUUCCUUAUAGUCAAAUCUUUUUUGGCAGCUGGAAAAGGAGCGCCCAUCAUGUUUCUCUCUCUUUUUCAGUCUUUCUCUGCAUUGAUCUGCUUCUCCUGCUGGGUUAUUAUUAUUGCUGCUGCUGCUGCUCUGUGGCUGUUGUAAUAAAACUACAAAAGAUCUUCAACAGGAAAAAUAACAACUAUGAUGUUAAAUAAUUUCAAUCAAAAAUAAAUUGUCUGUGAAUAUGUUUCA